Molecule: messenger RNA, 2484 nt
Organism: Dacryopinax primogenitus
Lineage: Eukaryota; Fungi; Basidiomycota; Dacrymycetes; Dacrymycetales; Dacrymycetaceae
Product: MCM-domain-containing protein
Exons: 8
Coding region: 1-2484 (827 amino acids)
Biological process (GO): DNA replication; mitotic DNA replication initiation; double-strand break repair via break-induced replication
Cellular component (GO): MCM complex; nucleus
Molecular function (GO): single-stranded DNA helicase activity; single-stranded DNA binding; 3'-5' DNA helicase activity
Source: RefSeq, a predicted model, not a curated record
AUGAAUAGGCGUGAUAGGGCCGAAAGGGGCCUGGCUAGGAGGCCCAGGAGGGCUCCGGGGUUCUUACCCAGUGACGAUGAGGAUGAAGAGGAUAGAGGCCCGCUGGAGGGGAUGGUUAGGAGGACAAGGAGACAGUACGAUGAGAGGAGGAUGAUGGAUGAUGCUGAGGGGGUGGAUGACACCAUCCCUCUGGAAGAUCUGGGAGAUAUCAAGGCUGACACGAUCGCGGAGUGGGUCAGCUUGCCCAACGUGGGCAAGGCAGUCACACAGCAGUUCCGUGCUUUCCUCACUGGCCACACCGAUGGUGGUAUGGAAAGUGUCUACGGCGCCAAGAUCACGCGUCUUGCUGAGCAAAAUCUGGAAUCUCUAGAAGUGUCCUUCAAGGAUCUGGCGGACUACAAGCCCAUUUUGGCGUACUUCCUCGCUAAUUGUCCCGCCCCUAUGCUGGCCUACUUUGAUGAAGUUGCCAUGCAAUCCGUACUUGCGUUCUACCCUGCGUACGAGCGGAUCCACGCCGAGCUCCACGUGCGGAUCACCGACCUGCCAACUUCCUGCACUCUGCGCGAUCUGAGGCAGAGCAACCUUAACUGCCUAGUGCGCGUCAGCGGUGUCGUAACCCGAAGGAGCGGCGUCUUCCCCCAGCUGAAAUAUGUCAAAUUUGACUGCAAGAAGUGUGGGGAGACGUUGGGUCCAUUCUAUCAGGACGCGAGCAAGGAGAUCAAGAUCAGCUACUGCCCGAACUGCGAGGGCAGGGGCCCGUUCACGAUCAAUACGGAGCAGACGGUAUACAGGAACUAUCAGAAGAUGACCCUCCAGGAGUCGCCUGGCUCGGUGCCUGCAGGUCGCUUGCCGCGGCACAGAGAGGUCAUCUUGCUUUGGGACCUCAUCGACUCUGCAAAGCCUGGGGAGGAGAUCGAAGUAACGGGUAUCUACCGUAACAACUUUGAUGCCUCGCUCAACGCCAGGAACGGAUUUCCCGUAUUUUCUACAGUUAUCGAGGCAAAUCAUAUCAACAAGAAGGAAGAUCUGUUCGCCGCUUUCCGUCUUACAGAGGAAGAUGAGCGCAAGAUCGUGCAGCUGUCGCGCGACCCCCGUAUCCGCAAGCGUAUCAUCAAGUCCAUUGCGCCCUCCAUCUUCGGACACGACGACAUCAAGGCCGCCAUCGCGCUGUCCCUUUUCAGUGGGGUACCCAAGGACGUCAAAGGCAAGCAUCGUAUUCGUGGAGACAUCAACGUGCUUCUGCUGGGUGACCCGGGUACCGCCAAGUCCCAGUUCCUCAAAUACGUGGAGAAGACCGCGUAUCGUGCGGUGUUCACCACCGGCCAGGGCGCUUCUGCAGUCGGUCUCACUGCAAGCGUACGCAAAGACCCAGCAACGCGAGAAUGGACACUUGAAGGCGGCGCCCUCGUGCUCGCUGAUAAGGGGGUGUGUCUGAUCGACGAGUUUGACAAGAUGAACGACUCGGACCGGACGUCUAUCCACGAGGCCAUGGAGCAGCAGUCGAUUUCCCUCUCCAAGGCGGGCAUUGUCACCACCCUCCAAGCCCGCUGCGCCAUCGUAGCUGCUGCGAACCCCAUUAGAGGGAGAUACAACCCUACCAUCCCUUUCCAGCAGAAUGUCGAGCUUACGGAACCGAUUAUUUCCCGAUUUGACGUGCUCUGCGUGGUUAAGGACACCGUCGAUCCGGUGAAGGAUGAGCUGCUCGCCAAAUUCGUUGUGGAUAGCCAUAUUAGGAGCCAUCCGACGUUCAAGGCCGCUGCGGCAGAAGACGAGAUGGACGGGGCUGACAAUGCCGGUAUCAUUCCCCAGGAUAUGCUGCGCAAGUACAUCAUGUAUGCCAAGGAGCGCGUCAAGCCCAAACUGCAGGAUAUGGACCAAGAGAAGCUCGCGCGUCUAUAUGCUGACCUACGUCGGGAGAGCGUCGCCACAGGCUCCAUGCCGAUCACAGUGCGGCACUUGGAGAGCUGUAUCCGCAUGGCCGAGGCGAGCGCGAAGAUGCAGCUGCGGGAGUAUGUCCGAGCGGACGAUAUCGAUUUGUCUAUCCAGGUUAGCGUGGGGAGCUUCGUAGAAUGCCAGAAGAUGAGCGUGAAGAAGACGCUUGAGCGGAUGUUCCGCAAAUACGUCCAUCGUGCCAGAGAUCAUGAAGAGCUCUUGCAUUUCCUGCUCGGGAACCUCAUCAAGGAGAAAGUCAGGAUCUACCAGGCAGCCCAUCAUACAGCUCCAACCAGCGUAUCAGUCAAGAUAUCCGAACUGGAGGACUCCGCACGCGAACACGAGAUAUACGACGUCCAGGCGUACCUGCACUCAGCGGUGUUCCGCGCGAACGGGUACGAGAUGGGCAAGAGCAGGGAGAAGAAUGGGACUGAGCACCCGGCGGUGGUGAAGCAUUUCGUAGAUCCGGAACAUAGAGAGCAAGGCCGGAGGGAGGGGAGUAGGGCCCCGUCUGAUGGGGAUUAUGUGUUUGUGGAGCAGGGCGCGCAAUAG